Molecule: messenger RNA, 1417 nt
Organism: Cokeromyces recurvatus
Lineage: Eukaryota; Fungi; Mucoromycota; Mucoromycetes; Mucorales; Mucoraceae
Exons: 6
Coding region: 250-1071 (273 amino acids)
Source: RefSeq, a predicted model, not a curated record
UGACAACAGCUUAAAAUAUAUUUUAAAUAACAACGAAGAUGAAUUUAGAAGUGUUAUAUCAUCAGAUGAAGCGGUUCCUGCCUAUUUGAAACAAUUUGAAUUAUUUCAAAUGAAGGCUUUUAAAAAGGCAAAAACAGUUGGUCUCUUUGUUAAUGCAGAUUUGUAUAAAAUUUUAUCUUUAUAUCAUAUUAUAUUAUUGAAGAAAGGUCGGCUUAUCCUGACAUAAAUAUAGAUGACUUAAAUAAGUAGAUGUUGGAAUUUUACAAGUGCGAUACAAAUAUUGAAAAAAAAAAAACGUUUGAUGCUAUAGCGAAAGUAUUCAGGGGCAUUGGUGAUGUUCCUGAUAGAGAUAGAUUAAAGAUCAAAUUAUUUAAAAUAUACAAAAAAGCCGAAAAAGAAGACCGAAAAGUCAUUGAUAUUUUAAUCAAUUUAUUAAACAAAUUACCGAAUGAAGAAACUAUAAACUAUACUAUUGAAGAAGAAGAGCUUAUUAACAACUUCGUUGAUCCUAUACUCAGUCCUUUAUUGCAUAGACCAGAAAAAGAAAAACAUUUUUUAUGGCUAAACAAAAUAGUGACAAAAUCAUACAAUACCCGUCCUGAUGCUGGUUGCGCGCUUAUUCAUGAGAGAAGAAUCCAAAAGUUUUCCUGUUUUGCCGAGGUGAAGGCAGAAUAUAAGAAAAAAGAUACCUUGUCUACUCACCAAGAUCUAUUACGAUUAGCAUUAUUCGGUAUAAAUGAAAUUGAAAAUAAUAAUGCUAAAUGCAUCUUACUUGUACAGGUCAUAGGCGCUGUCAUAAUAUUCUAUGGAUGUACAUCACACACAAAUGGUCCCAAAAUUAUCUUCGAAAUCUCAAAAAUCAAAAUCCCAUUAUCUAUACAAGAUUUACCAGGAUUUAUUAUGAAACUUGAUAAAUUGAAAAAACUUAAUCAAUUUUACAAUCGUUUCUGCGCGAAAAUAUGCAACGUAACCAACAACAUGAAAAGGAAAUCUACAAUUGGAAAUGUAGAUCUUGAUAAAAUAAUUAAUAUUCACAAACCAAAAAAUUUAAGAGUAUCUAUUGAUUUUUAAAAUAAAGUUGUGAUUAGUAGGCGAAAAAAUUGAAUGUACUGUGCUUCCACUCUCAAUUUACUGACUUUUUGAAAACACUGCCUACUUUUUUGAGAAAAAUUGCACACUUGUGCGAGGCUAAUUUGCCCAACUUUUUGGAUAUAGAUUGACCAGCUUUUACGAAUUAGUUGACCAAUUACUGGUCAAAAGUCAAAAUGGUUAUAAAGUUCUUUAUUGAAAUAUUCAAGGAAUAUCUGCAGAAUACUGGGAAAAAGUGACAAAGGUUCCAUUACGGUGUCUUCGCUUCCAACAACUCUUGAAGUAAGAGUUUCCACACAAAAAAUCGGAGAACAAAAGAAUACAACUC